Cydia strobilella is the source of this 1397-nucleotide messenger RNA. RefSeq lists its product as uncharacterized. The record is from RefSeq and is a predicted model, not a curated record. Lineage: Eukaryota; Metazoa; Arthropoda; Insecta; Lepidoptera; Tortricidae. The transcript has 2 exons. The coding region runs from base 163 to 1023 and encodes 286 amino acids.
AUUAUGUCACCUUGUAUCAUAUGAUCACACUCAAUUUACUCUUGCCAAGAUAAUAAAGUUAAAUAAAUGAGUUAACGGACUCCAUUGUUACGCUCUCCAGUAAGGAACAAGUACGUAAUCUAAUCGGAAUAAACACAAUUAAGUGAAACAGUGUGGAUUAGAAUGGAAACUAAAAGCAUCUAUGUGCUCGGAAGGAGGGUGAUCGAUAUGUUCUACGGCAAAGGGUUCUCUGACGUUAAUAUCCAGUUCGAAACGGGACCCGCGAAAGGUGAAGGAAUUGUUGGUGAGAUAUUUCACGCCAUUAUCAGUGCAGUCAAUAAGGAUGGAGUCCCGCAGGAGUUUGAGACGGUCAUCAAGUGCGCCCCCACCAACAUAACCUUCCGCAAGACCAUGCCAGUAAGGAACUUCUUUCUAAGAGAAGCUUUGUAUUACAACAAAAUCGUCCCAAUAUACGAUAAUCUGCAGGAUCAAUUCGAGUUAUGUGUGCCGCAGGAAAUGAGAUGCUUUCUCCCUAAAUGUUAUGGAGUAUGUGACGACUUCAGACAGGAAAUGGUAAUCCUCGAAGACCUAACUAAGAAAGGAUUCAGUGUCGCACCGAUACAGAGCGUAGAUUAUGACCACGCUGUAAUUAUGCUCCAAACUGUGGCAAAGCUACACGCUUUGUCUUUCAUUUACGAACAACGCUAUCCGAAAAGAUUUAGAGAAAUGGCGAACCAAAUAAGUCGACACUUGUUUACUCCAUUACACGAUGAAGAAUUCAUUGCCACAUGUAUAAUCCAACACGGAGAAAAGACUAUGACACAAUUCAUAAGUGCCAUUGCAGACGAAUCAUUGCGGAAACGGUUUGAGACAGUCGCGGGAACAAAUUCGUUUAACAAACAUAUUGAACUUGCAAAAGCUGGAAAAACUAUGGCUAUUCUACACGGUGAUAACUGGCAUAAUAACCACAUGUUUAAAUAUAAGAAAGGCAAGCCGAUAGAAGGACCCCAACAGACUUCCAGUGGUCAAGAUACGGCUCGAUAGCUCAAGAUUUCAUGUAUUUGUUCUUCUCCGAUUCCGGGGAUUUGCGAAGAAAUCAUUUCCACCAGCUGGUAGAUGUAUACUAUGCAGAACUCAAAGGCUUUCUGUCUCUCUGUGGGUAUGAUGUUAACAAGUUUUGUUCAUACGAACAAUUCAAAGAGGAACUUAAAAGUUUGUUUUUAAUAACCAUGGUCGUAUACAUGCUUGCUACACCUUUUUUCAAAGAUCCUGAGUUAACUCUUCCAGAAAGGCUUUCGUCCCCUGCAACGUACGCUGUGACUGAAGAAUACAAACAAACUGUAAACGACAUGGUCACUGACUGGGCAAAAUUGGAAUUUUAUUAAACUUUCAUUCGACUACCAUUUUUUUAAUGUAAA